AUGUCGCAUCGGAAGUUUUCGGCCCCGCGCCAUGGAUCGAUGGGAUUUGUGCCAAAGAAGCGAUCAAAGACUCAUCGUGGAAGAAUAAAGGCGUUCCCCAAGGAUGACGCUUCAAAGCCCGUGCAUCUCACUGCGUUCGUCGGAUUCAAGGCAGGAAUGACGCAUAUCGUCAGAGAUGUGGAUAAGCCUGGCUCAAAGGUCAACAAGAAGGAAGUCACUGAAGCUGUCACCAUCAUUGAGACUCCACCAUUGGUCAUCGUGGGAAUCGUCGGCUACAUCGAGACUCCACACGGUCCUCGUGCUUUCAAGACGGUCUGGGCUGAACAUCUUUCUGAGGAUUGUCGUCGUCGAUUCUACAAGAAUUGGUACAAAUCGAAGAAGAAGGCUUUCACCAAGUACGCUAAGAAAUGGCAAGAUGAAGAUGGAAAGAAAUCGCUUGAGGCCGAUCUGAACAAGAUGAAGAGGUACUGCACCAAGAUUCGCGUCAUUGCUCACACUCAGCAAAAGCUGUUGAAGAAGCGCGACAAAAAGGCACACAUUGUCGAAAUUCAAGUCAAUGGAGGAACUAUCGAGGACAAAGUUAACUGGGCUCGUGAACACCUCGAGAAGCAAGUGCCAAUCGAUAGCGUCUUCUCACAAGAUGAGCUCAUCGACACCAUUGGAGUUACCAAAGGACACGGAUUCAAGGGAGUCACCAGCCGUUGGCACACCAAGAAGCUUCCCAGAAAGACUCACAAGGGUCUCCGAAAGGUUGCUUGUAUCGGAGCUUGGCAUCCAUCUCGUGUUCAAUCUACCGCAUUGGCCGCUCAUGUGAGACCCCGGAAGGCAAAAACAACGGAGCGACCGAGUUUGAUGUUACCGAGAAGACUAUCAACCCAAUGGGAGGCUUUCCUCACUAUGGAAUCGUCAAGCAGGACUUCGUCA
Molecule: messenger RNA, 924 nt
Organism: Mesorhabditis belari
Lineage: Eukaryota; Metazoa; Nematoda; Chromadorea; Rhabditida; Rhabditidae
Source: the annotation of a GenBank genome assembly